Messenger RNA from Panicum hallii, 1171 nucleotides. RefSeq names its product protein C2-DOMAIN ABA-RELATED 11. Lineage: Eukaryota; Viridiplantae; Streptophyta; Magnoliopsida; Poales; Poaceae. The transcript has 4 exons. The record is from RefSeq and is a predicted model, not a curated record. The coding region runs from base 360 to 872 and encodes 170 amino acids.
CUUCACCGACCGAGUCGCCCGUCCCGGGCCCGGACCGCGUCCGAGGGGCCGCGGGGCCCACACGCUCACUCCCCAGCUCUGCCUCCUUCCCUUUUCUUCCCCACCCCGGCCGGCGGCGGGCAUCGCAGGCAAACUGACCCAGUCUGACACACCAGCAGCAACAGGCCACUCCGUGCUCUCGCGGAAACAGUGGAAGCAGGCAAGCAGCCGCCGCCAGCAGAGCGAGGCGGGGAGCCGAGCAUACCGGUGAGGCGAGCGCCCGGCGUCUUAAGCGAAGGCAAGCGCGGCUGAUCUGAUCCCUUCUUCCCUCCCGCUGCAGUCGACAGGGGAGGGAACGGGCCAACGGGGCCGCGGCCGCCAUGGAGGAAGCGGGGAGGGGUACUGGCUGCGGCUUGCUCAAGGUCGUUGUGGCGCGCGGCCGCAGCCUCGCCGUCAGGGACUUCACCUCCAGCGACCCGUACGUCAUCGUCCGCGUCGCCGACACGACUGCAAAGACAAAAGUCAUCAACAGUUGCCUAAAUCCAGUUUGGAAUGAAGAGAUGACAUUCUCCAUGAAAGAACCAGUAGGAGUCAUCAAAUUUGAGGUGUUUGACUGGGACCGGUUCAAGUAUGAUGACAAGAUGGGGCACGCCUUCCUGGACCUGCAGCCUGUGGCAGCAGCGACGAAGCUGCGGCGAGCGCUGCGGCUCACGGCAGGAGAAACCAAGCUCCGGAAGGUAGCCCCCGAUGUCGACAACUGCCUGCUGUCUGACAGCUUCGUGAUGUACUCCAACGGGGAGGUCGUGCUAGACGCCUGGCUGCGACUGCGUGACGUCGAGUCUGGCGAGCUGUUCAUCACAGUUAAGUGGAUCGAAGCUGAAAACACAAAAUGAUCACAACCCAUGAGACCAUUAGCGAUGCAUUUUACUUGCAACAGUAGAUGAGAUGACGUUGGUGUAGGGGUGCUUCUCUUGUUGUGCCCAUAUGUGAUUUAUCAGUGAUAUUUCUUCUUUCCUUUUGUGUGUGCACUGUCUGACCUGAAUGUAAAUUUUCCACGGUUCUUAACAGAACAAGUAGCGUCUUGCUCGGAAAAAAGUAUGCCAAAUGGGCAUGUUCUGGUCUUUCUAUGGUUUUUGAAUUUUUAUUUGCUGAUGAUGGAUAAUCCCAGUGACCUUUGAGCUUUGAGUGACAA